Molecule: messenger RNA, 2102 nt
Organism: Postia placenta MAD-698-R-SB12
Lineage: Eukaryota; Fungi; Basidiomycota; Agaricomycetes; Polyporales; Adustoporiaceae
Exons: 11
Coding region: 34-1908 (624 amino acids)
Biological process (GO): mRNA processing
Cellular component (GO): spliceosomal complex
Molecular function (GO): mRNA binding
Source: RefSeq, a predicted model, not a curated record
CCAAAUCGGUUAGGACUUGGUCUUCGUCCGCCUAUGCCUUCUUACGGCCAGGGUCCCUCAAUAUCGGCUCUCGCACAGCAGCAGCAAAUGCACCACCCACAAUUCGUGCCUCCUCAGCCACGGUCAACAACUCUAUUUGUUGGAUCAAUUUCGGGUGGUAUCACUGACAAUUUCCUGAAUGCAUUGUUGGGGGUAAGUGCUUCUGCAUCCGGUCAUCUACAGGCUGUGAUAUCUCAUCCAUGCUCGUCAUUGCAGGCAUGCGGCCCCAUUUCGUCUUUCAAACGCCUAAUAACCCCGGCGAACAAGCCGCAAGGAUUCGGUUUUGCCGAAUUUCAAGACCCUGAUGGUGCGUUGCGAGCUAUGACACUGCUUAACGGGGUAGAGUUGCCAGCAUUGGAGGAUGGGUGCGCCAACAAAAAGCUUCUGGUGAAAGCGGACGAAAAGACAAAGAUGUUUUUGGAUGCAUAUCAAGCCCAGCGUAUGAUAACAAACGCUGAGGAGGAGUACAUACGGAGAUGCAAAGCCCGAGUGGACGAGUUGCUUCAGGAUAUCAACAAGCAAUCACAAGAAGCCGCCAGUAGUGGGCUCAUCGACAAGGAGAAAUACGUUAUUCCUCCCCAUCUACACGAUCUGCAGGAAGCCGAUCUGCCCGAAACCCAGCGCGGGCUCGUGAUGACCGAGAUCGCACAGUUCCGCGAGCGUGCAGCGAAGAGAGAACGGGAAAAAAUGCGCGAUGUGCAGGCUGCUGUGCCGGGAAUCCUUGGCACGCCUAGUGGACCGAAGCAGCGAGAGUGGGGCAAGCCACAGCUUGGAUCACAAUCAUCGCCGGACGCAUCGAAGGGCUUCGGCAAGGGCGCACAGGGGUACAGCAAACCUGUCGGCUUCGUGAGAGCGGAGGAGGACGGCAGGUCGCCCACUCCUGGCAGCCGCAGUGAAAGUGUGCGGCCUGGCAAGACAGACGAGGAACUGGAAGCCGAGCGGAAGGAGGCGAGACGGCGAGACGAGGAAAACUCUUACAAAGACCGUGAACGUCGGUAUGAGCCUCGUGAACGUACUCGUAUUUCAGCGCUCGAGAGAGCCAUCCUGCGCGAACGUGCUACGAAGGAGGCAGAGGACCGUGACCGCGUCGAAAUGCGGGGACGAUUGUCGAUCUGGGACGACGAUGAGAGCGACGAGCUUUUCUAUACAGACAGAACUCGGUGGCGUGCCCUGCGUGCCAGGAGACUGGCUACUGAGCAGGCGGCAGACGAGGAGUCAAGAUUAUACGAAGAACGAGAAGCAGACAACUUGCGCAAGGAGUCUGAGGAAUUCCUAGCGCGUCAGAUGGACGAGAUGCAGGCGCUACAAGAUGAACAGCGGAAGGCUGGAAUGUUGCUGGACGACGGUGCGCCUGUCAAGCUUAAUGUUUCUCUGGCGGCAGCGACUGCGCCGAAGGCUGAGGCCCCUCCGAAGGAGAAGGCCACGGUCUUCGGGCAGGAGGAAGAGGAAGAGGAGAGUAUCCGCAAGCGGAAAGCGCCUCUACCGAGGCUCGACCUUGCGGAGGGAGGCGAGAAGGCGAAGGAGAGGCUUGAGAAGAUCCGAGAGUCCGUGACCCGCGACAAGGAGACUCUGUUCAAGUCAAAAGUCCGAUGGGACGGUUUGUCCGACACCAUGAUCGAUCGCAAGCUGGAGCCAAUGGUCAAGCGCCAGAUGACGAAGUACCUGGGCGAGCUGGAGGAUGACGACCUUGUGAUGUUUGUGCUCGAGCAUCUCAAAGACCACAAGGGCCCCCAGAAGCUGAUUGAGGGCCUGGAGCCGGUGCUGGAAGAGGAGGCGGUCGAGUUUACGAUCCGCAUCUGGCGGCAAAUCAUCUUCGAAAGCAUGGCAUAUGGUGAAGGCCUGCACACCGAGAGAAUGACGGUCGACUGACGUGGAGGGCGGUGCCGUUGACGCGAUAUUUUUGGAUUGCAGUGGGGCAGUGCCCGACGACGCUAUCGAUAUGGUAUAUGUAAUGCGUGCCUGUGCUGUCGAAGCUCGCAUACUGGGAGGGUAAAGCAGCGCUGGGUGCUCGUGGAUCGCGUCGUAACACCCAGUUCGACAAAUCAUCACCGCUAAGUAGCCAC